CUAUCAUUGUUGUGGUGAGGUGUUGUUAGGUCGUUGGCCUGGGGAAUGAACUUCAACAGGUGGAACAAGUUGUACACUAGUAUUUCGGGUUGUUUGGUGACAACAUGCCCCUGUCCGCUGGCUUAGUGCUGUGUGAGCCGACAGAACUGUACAAUAUCCUCAACCAGUCCACGGUCUUCCCAUGUCUAAGCGAUCCCAACUAUUUACUACUCCUCGAUGCUCGGAGUAGUGAAGACUAUGCAGUGAGUCAUGUACUCACAAGCAAGAAGGCAUGGUGUAAGAAUGGUGAAUACCUGGUGCCUUAUGAUUCCGAGAUUGAGUGUAAGACCCACUGUGUUGUGUAUGACAGCCACACAAGAUCUCUGAAGGACACGGGAGAUGCAAUUGCCUGUGCCACAGUUCUGGCCAACAGUGGAAGCAAGAAUCCAGUGAAAGUUCUGAGGGGAGGCUAUGAGGACUUCUCAGCCUUGUACCCCUUCUUAAGAACACAGAAAAUCAUCUACAUGCCACAGGAGCUAGACGAUUUGAUGGUGUGGCCAUGUGAGGUUCUUCCAGGACUGUUGUAUGUGGCUAACUAUGAGCAGGCCUGCACGGCGGUCAUUCUGAAGGAACUCAAGUGUAAGGGGUACAUCAACGUGUCCACAGAACCUGAUCCAAGCUUUCCAGGUCGUAAGAACCCAGAGGUGCUCAGAAUAGUAGCAGAGGACUCGCCUGACACAGACUUGCUGUCCCAUUUUGAGGAGGCCUGUGCCUUCAUAGACAAACAGAAGAAACUUGAUCAUGCAGUACUGGUGUUUGACACAAGAGGGAUCAGCAGAAACAUCUGUAUUGCUUUGGCAUACUUGAUGCAUGUCUACAGGUGGCCGCUCAAGGAUGCCUAUAAACACAUGCUGGGCUGCAAACACAACAUCAGUCCCAACAUGGGCUUCAUCAGGCAGCUGGGGCAGUGGGAGGAGAAACUGAUUGGAGCAAACGUCACCAGCAUCAACGAGCGCAACUGUCACAGCUGGAUGCGCUAAACAUUUAGCUUGCAUUUAAUCCAUCAUCUCAACAGAUGUUUGUGUGGAUAUAGUAUGAGACAUAUCCGUCCAACACACUUUUCAAAGAGGCCAGGUUCUACCCUUUCAGCUGGCAGAGAUGGUAUAGUCCAUUGCAGAAACUUCUCAUCCACAUAGUGAUUGGUAGAUAUUAAACUGUACAAGUGGUCAUUUCGGAAGCACAGGUCUAUAUAUAUAAUCAUGUGUCAUAUGUAAGGAAUGAAGAGUGCCAUAGAAAUUAAAAGAACAUUGGCUAGAUACUUUUCGCUACUGGUAAAAGGUAUUUUUAUGCACUUAUUUCUUUUUUUGUGGGCCAAUAUUGACAAUCAAUGUGACUUUUGAUGAAAAUUGUUACAGUUAAAGGUUUUAAGAAAUUAUUAUGUAUAUAUCUGUGUGUAUUUCACACUUUGAACAAUUUGAUUCUAGAAUCUAUUUUGACAAGCAUGUAUAUAUCGACAAAUUUUGAAAAGAAUGUAACUUUUGUUUCGAAGAAAGUGUAUGCAGGUAGAUAAAUGUACCUGUCAUUUUAACAGACAAUCAAGGGAAAAGAUUUGCAUAAGUUAAAAUUUAUAUGCAAAGGAUGUAACAGCAAAGUAAUAUAACAUAUAGUACAGCA
Messenger RNA from Branchiostoma belcheri (Belcher's lancelet), 1653 nucleotides. Its product is annotated as serine/threonine/tyrosine-interacting-like protein 1. The transcript has 9 exons. The record is from RefSeq and is a predicted model, not a curated record. Gene Ontology annotation, biological process: positive regulation of intrinsic apoptotic signaling pathway; negative regulation of cytoplasmic stress granule assembly; protein dephosphorylation. Lineage: Eukaryota; Metazoa; Chordata; Leptocardii; Amphioxiformes; Branchiostomatidae. Gene Ontology annotation, molecular function: protein phosphatase binding; protein tyrosine/serine/threonine phosphatase activity; pseudophosphatase activity. The coding region runs from base 105 to 1019 and encodes 304 amino acids. Gene Ontology annotation, cellular component: mitochondrion.